Cynara cardunculus var. scolymus (artichoke) is the source of this 1699-nucleotide messenger RNA. RefSeq names its product RNA pseudouridine synthase 3, mitochondrial. The record is from RefSeq and is a predicted model, not a curated record. NCBI's taxonomy places the organism in Eukaryota, Viridiplantae, Streptophyta, Magnoliopsida, Asterales, Asteraceae. The coding region runs from base 143 to 1549 and encodes 468 amino acids. Gene Ontology annotation, molecular function: RNA binding; pseudouridine synthase activity. Gene Ontology annotation, biological process: pseudouridine synthesis. The transcript is spliced from 10 exons.
UGAUUCUCACUGCCAACGACGUCGUCCCGCUUCUCUUUGUCGACCAACCGGUGCGAUAUGUGCCCUCCACCGUUGAUCGCCUUGCUCCGUCGUUGAAGCACAACCGUGUGCAUUCAGGUUUCAAAAGGCAUUAUGCUCAACAAUGUGGCUCAAAACCUCUCGUCGUCAAUGCAUGCCUUUUACAGYGAGGCAUUUCUCCAGAGUGUCUCCUCCACCACCUGAUUGUAGUGAAUCUGUUAUCCGAGUAUCUAACAACAUAACUCAUUUGGGUCGUCCUAAAGCUGGCUACAAGCCUCGACAACUCUUAUCCUUGCCCCCAUUCCCAUCUCAUCCUCUACCUGGAAAGAAUGUUUCUCCUGAUUCUCAUACCACUGCUAUUAGCUGGAUGAAGUAUUAUUUUGCCGAUGUGGCCGGCUCUGUGAUUCAGUCCCACUUUAACAAGGGUCUUGUGAAAAUGGAGUGUCAUUAUGCAGGGAAGCAAGGACAGACGAAACCUGUGAGGAUUAAGCACAAUGAAGUCAUGAAGACUGGUUCUACAAUUUACGUGCCUGUAUCUGUUGCUGAAUCUAAAAUCUCCAGAAGAUUUGAUACCAUACCAAGUGGGUCUCUAUGUCCAAAUGCAGAUGAAAUAGAAUAUUUACAAAGGCUUGUCAUGUACAAGGACUCCGCUCUACUUGUUCUGAACAAGCCACCAAAGGUUCCGGUUAAGGGGAAUAUGGCUGUUCAUAACAGUAUGGAUGCACUGGCAGCUGCAGCAUUAUGUUACGAUUAUGAUGAGGGACCUAAACUGGUUCAUCGUCUUGAUCGAGAAAGCAGCGGGAUUCUUUUAAUGGGCAGAUCAAAAGAGAGCAUCUCUCAUCUUCAUUGGUUGUUCAGUGAUGCCGGUAAAACAAAAUCCUCACUUAAGGCAUGGAAUGAUGCAUGUGAAGCUACAUAUCAAAAGUAUUGGGCACUGGUCAUAGGUACCCCAAAGGAAAAGGAGGGUCUAAUUUGUGCCCCUCUCACAAAGGUUCUGUUAAACGGAGGAAAAGCCGAGAGGGUAAUGCUGGCUUAUGGUUCUGGUUUAGAAGCUUCACAGGAGGCUGUAACAGAAUAUCGAGUGCUUGGUCCUACAAUAAGUGGUUGUUCGUGGCUUGAAUUGCGGCCACUUACACACCAUAAGCAUCAGAUCAGGGUGCACUGUGCUGAAGCUCUUGGUACACCAAUCGUGGGUGACUACAAGUAUGGGUGGUUUGUGCACAGCAGAUGGAAGCAAAUGCCGAGGACUGAUUUCGAGCCAACAAGCGGGGAAGCCUACAAGAUGAGAAGGCCUGAAGGGUUGGAUGUUCAGAAGGGAAGUGUAUUAUCAAAGGUACCAUUGCUACAUCUGCAUUGCAGGGAGCUUGUAAUUCCUAAUGUUGCCAAGCAUCUUGAGGUCCAAAAUACAUUAAAAUCAAAGACAAAUUGCAAGAAGUUGUUGAAUUUGAAGGGAGAUGUGCUUAGAUUUGUAGCAUCAAUGCCUUCCCACAUGAAGAUCAGUUGGAAUCUUAUGUCAUCUUACUUGGUUUGACCUUUUCACUUGUGUUUUUAUUUAUAGAUGUGAUCUUUCACUCCAAAGUAGGAUUGUAGGUGAGAUGUAUGUAGAUAUGAUAUGUUUUCGUGAAGACCAUGACUUGUGCAAAAAUAUGUGCGGAAAAGAUGGUUCAGAAUUAUAAUUACU